Molecule: messenger RNA, 2198 nt
Organism: Aaosphaeria arxii CBS 175.79
Lineage: Eukaryota; Fungi; Ascomycota; Dothideomycetes; Pleosporales
Exons: 8
Coding region: 42-2198 (718 amino acids)
Source: RefSeq, a predicted model, not a curated record
CUUCAAACUGGUCUCAUCACUCGUUCUAUUGGCAGACAGUCAUGUCUAAAAGAAGGCGCAAUUAUCCAUUGAGCUCAGAUGACGAGGCUACACUCUCUUCCAGACAAAAGCAGAGAGUAUCUCGUCGUUUGAGAGAAAGGGAUAUGCUUACACCUCCAGAAACAGAUGCUUCGUCGACAAACCCGACAGCCGCUGACUUCGAAGAAGAUUACAAGAUAUCGGUAGAUUGGGGUACUACGUUCACUACCGUUGCUUAUGUCAAACGAGGAGUUGACAUAGAGACAUGCGGAAUAUCUACUUUACCAAGUCUCACCAGUUUUUCAAUGACAACAGAUCCAGCAAGACAAAUCCCGACAGAGAGCUACUACCCACCAACCAUACUGGAUAGUGAAUUACAGCCUGAGCAUGAGAGCCACGGCCCAAAUGAUCAAGAUACUGUCCCUUGCCCAGGUUAUCUUCAUGGAUGGGAGGUCCAGGAAACCUUGGGCACCGAAUACACCGAAGAAGAAGAAGAAAAUCACAACAUAUCGGACGGGCGUUUGUCGCGAAUGAAGCUUCUAUUGGACAAUACUGAGUUUACGAGGGAGAUACGCGAUACGUUGGAGACAAAAAUCGGCGGACUCAAGAAGCGUAACAUUGUCCGUUCAAGUUUUGAUGUCAUUACGCAUUACCUCACUGUGCUUUUAUGCCAACUAAAAGAGUUCCUGCAAACCCACGAAGGUUUCCACGAUAGGAGUACAGCUGAGCUUAUCAUAUCUGUACCAGUCUCGUGGACGCCUAAAGCCAACAACACCAUGUGCCAAUGCAUGAUAGAAGCCAUGCGGCGGUCCGGCGUAGGUCUGAAUGAGCACAAUUCUGUUCCCAAGCUAUUCAUGGUAAAUGAAUCAGAAGCUGCUGCUACAUAUGCACUGCAAAGGAGUAUCUAUACUUUAAGACGUUCCGAGGUCUUCGUCCUUGUCGAUGCCGGUGGUGGCACGGUGGAUGUUGGUUGUUACCGUGUUAGGGACACAGAACCACUGAGACUAGACAAAGAGAUCAAUCCGACUGAAGGCGCACUCUGUGGGUCUUCAAACGUCAAUCAACGCUUUUUGGCCAUGCUGUUGCAGGACCUUCGUGAAGCUGGUUACUUUGAAGACGAAUCCAAAGCCGAGCUCCUUCGCAAUAGAAUCGAUACAAUCACGAUGCCGCGAUUCGAGAGCUCAGUAAAGCGAAUGGCAGAAUUCAGCACAGAACGUUCAUAUGUCUGCUCCGUACCUGGACUUAAACCCAACGAAAAAUUUGCGCGUUUCAAAAGAGAAAACUACGUUUUGAGCCACAACGACAUGAAGAGACUCUUCGAGAGAUCCUUUAUCGAGAUUGAGCGGUUGAUACGCUCUCAAAUAGGGAAGUCUAUUGUCAAUAUCGACAAAGUUCUCAUUGUUGGAGGAUUUUCGGACUCUGUAGCCUUGCGCGGCUUCCUGGAAAGUCUGAAAGACAGGAUCAAUGAUGAGCGCAGUGGACAGGGUCUUUCGCUUAUUGAGUUUAUCCUUCCACAAUAUAACAAUCUCACACAUGGUUUUGAGUGUGCGACUGGUGUCGCAAAAGGUGCUUUACUCAGAGCAUUGGACAAGGAAAAUGGCCCGUCUCGCACAAUAGCAUGCAGUUUUGGCUUCUUGCGGCAUAUUCCGCACGAAUCUAAGCUAUACAGAUUGAAAGAUUUCCGAGAGCCAAUCAAGCAAGGGAUCAUGUCUCUACAUGACGGUGAAGAGUAUCUUGCAGAUACUAUUACUUGGGCAAUCAAAGUCGGAGAUGGACCAUUGGCCCCCAUACAUCGGAAGACUUAUAUUGGAGAAUACAUAUGGCGCAAUAAAACUGAAGACUGGACCAAGUUUGAAGCACUGUAUGCAUCGCAAGUGUGCAAUAAAGACCACUUCCAAGUCGACAGUCUCUACAACAGAGGCAAGGUUGAGAAAAUUGGCAGCAUUCGGCUCGAUCUGAACUGGCUGAAGCGCAAGCCUCAAAUUCGACCCAGACGAAUACAAAUAGGGAAUAGAACAGUAAAACGGAUCGUUUUGAACGUCUUGGUGGAAUUCGUUUUGAUUGAUCGGAAUCUAACAUUCAACGUUCGUUGGCUUCCUCAUAAUGGUGCCAAUGUCAUGGAGGCCUCUGAAACUACCACUGUCAGUGUCGUUGGGGCGUUUGAGCCAGGGACUAACUAG